AUGGCCUCUCCACCGCAACUCGACACUGUCAAGAUUGACGUCGAUAGCGACGCCAUUGCCAUCAUAACAUACAACCGGCCUAAGAACGCAAAUGCAUUGAACACGACUAUCCUAAAGGAUGUCCUUGCCGCCCUCAAAUGGGCCGAGUCCGCCCCUUCGAUCCGCAUAAUCAUCACAACCGGCGCCGGGAAAUUCUACACCGCGGGCCUGGACCUGCUCGACCCCAUCAACCAAGACACGACGACGGGCGCGACGAUCAACAAGGAGUUCAUAACGGCCAUCUCCGCGAUCCACGAGGCCAUCAUCAAGACUGACAAAAUCGUCAUCUCAGCCGUCAACGGUCCCGCACCAGGUUGGGGCACCUCGUCGAUCGCGCUCUCUGAUUUGGUGUAUGCUGUUCCCUCGGCGAUCUUCUUCACGCCGUUUGUGCAAUGGGGUCUUUGUGCGGAGGGAUGUUCGUCGUUGACAUUCACGCGGGCGAUGGGAAGGCAGAAGGCUUCGGCGUUGAUUCUGGCGGGGCAGAGGAUGACGGCGGCGGAGUUGGAGUCAGCGGGACUGGUGACAAAGGUUUUGGAGGCGGAAGGAUUCUUGGAGCAGGUUUUGGGGAUUGCGAGGGGAAUGGUCAAGUUGCCGGAGAAGUCGCUGAAGGCUAAUAAGGCGCUGUUGAUGAAUGGUGGGUUGAGGAAUGAGCUGCUGGAGACGAAUCGAAAGGAGAUGGAGAUGUUGGCGACGCAGGCGGGUGGGGAGGAGAGCAAAGGCGCGAUUAAAGGGUUUAAGGAGGAGACAGACAGGAAGAAGAAAGAAAAUGCGAGUAAGUUGUAG
This is a messenger RNA of Zymoseptoria tritici IPO323, 822 nucleotides long. RefSeq lists its product as uncharacterized. Bases 1 to 822 code for a protein of 273 amino acids. Lineage: Eukaryota; Fungi; Ascomycota; Dothideomycetes; Mycosphaerellales; Mycosphaerellaceae. The transcript is spliced from 2 exons. The record is from RefSeq and is a predicted model, not a curated record.